AUGGGUAUUACUACCAUCACCGCAACACGAUUCCUGGACGGACAACAGAAGGGAAACACGGGAGAGGAGAAUAUUUUGAGCUGGGAAGUGUUUCCGUGGUCAGCUCUCGCUAAAACGUACACAGUUGAUCAACAGGGAACAGAUUCUGCGAGCUCCGCGACAGCAUUCCUGACCGGAAUAAAAACUGAUAACGGUAAGUCUAACCUUAGCCACCUCCAAAAGAUGACUAAACUUGUAUCGCCGCCAAAAAGAAGGCUCCUAUAAAGGCUCGAUGCGGAACUUCAAUGACAUGGGACAAGCCUAAUGCUAAUGACUAAGAACGAUAGAUUUUGUUUAUUAGUAUUAGGAUCAUCAAAUUUGACAGAAAUUGGAUGUUCGACCUAGGCCUAAGAAACUGCUCGAGGCCUUCUUUUAAAUCGAUGUAAGUAGAAAUAUUUUGGAUUGUGAAAGCAAGCCACAAAAUGAGAAGAAAAGAAAAAAAAUUAGCGAUUAGAAGUAUCACACGUCAAUAAAAGGACAAAAAUACCGUUUUCGGAUCUUUAGGUUUUGCUUACUGGUUUAUGGGACCCAAAAAAAGACGCGCCAAAAUUGUUUUAAAUAAACUGAUCAGUGAAAACGCCGUGAAAUGUUGUUCGCUCCUGAUUAUGGGCCCCUGACAUUUGCCACUAUUGGGAGUGACAGGUUUAUUAUGCUAUAUACCUCUGAAAGUUUUUAAUUACUUGCUCGGCAGCCAACAUUUUUUAGUGGUCGAUGAGGUGUGUUCUUCAUUCUCUGGCUGAUUAAAUUUCAAAUUCUUAAAAGACCUCGUCAAAACUGCCACACAACUUUGGCAUUGUAACAACUGAGCAAAUAAUGUGCGUAAUUUUCGUUUAGCCACGUUGUUGCACCGUAUUAUUUUUGAUGUUGCACUUACAAUUUUCGUGUUAUCCUUGUUCCCUCACUAAAUUUUUGUCAGGUGUUGUCGGUGUGGACUCCGGUAUUACAAGAUUUUACUGCUCUUCAUCAACCGAACAGAGAAAAGCUGUCUCCAUUCUCACGCUUGCUGAGAAGGCUGGAAUGUCAACGGGAAUCGUGACCACCACGCGAGUUACACACGCAACUCCCGCGUGUUCAUAUGCUCACGCAGCAGACCGCAACUGGGAAAGUGACGCUGAUAUAAAGGAAAGAGCAAAGGAUGAUGGGUCCAAGUGCAAGGACAUAGGUAUUGUUUAAUAAUUUCGUUUUCCUUUAUAAAUGGAGGCCUCCUCUUGUAAUUUUCUUUGCUUACCCCGCUAACCGGAAGCGGAGUACUUUUAAAGUUCACGAGAAGGUUCAAAUGAAGGGUUCAUCGGGGAAGUAAAGCAGCAGAAAUUGGUUUAUCAACUUAGUUUUAAGUCAGUGCACUACCGUAAAAACAUUCAACCUUUUCACGGUGAUGAUUGAAAACGCAAUUUUGCGACUGAAUCUUCCUAAGUCAGCCCACAAUAGGCCACAAAUGACCUGCUCAUCACUAGAGGUUUUAGUAGCCCAGUGGUUAGAGCAUCCGACUAGUGUCUGGAAGGUCAUGGGUUCAUUCUUGUUAGUAGACAAUCUAGGAGUUUAAAUGGGUAACUGUAUUCUAGAAAAGUUCUAGUUUCUUGUCUCUGUCCUUAUAAGCGGAGAGACUGUCAGAUUUAUAUUAACUUGAGAUCAAUCGAAGUUUUUCUUUUUCGCUGUCCCUUCCCCUUCCUUCUUCUUCCCUUUUCUCGCACUUGCUCCAACUUUCUUAAAGAACUCGUAAGGCGGGAAAAAAAAACGCUUGCUACGCAGGCUACUGAAUAGUCUCAAAUCCUCAUCAGGAUUUGGCGGUAUUCACGACAGUUCAGUAGAGAACGCGAUCUAUGCGAAUCUCCCAGCCUCAUUCGUGGUGUCGGUAUCUAAGCGCCUCGUUUAUGCAAUCUUUUCAUCUCCUUCUCAGGCUACCUCCUGAUCUUGUCCUUUCAGUACAGCCUUUUCUAAAGUUUUGUGUCUCUUAAAGGUCAAAUGAACCAAAAUUUCGACCUUUUUUAUUUUAGUUCAAUUUUAGUGAAAUGUGUUUAAUAUGAGCCAAAUAAACAUACUAUGAAGUUUCAGCUCAAUUGAAGCAAGUAUCUCCGAGAUAUAUGCAAUUAAAAAUUGCUAUUUUUUGGCCCUUAUCUUCGUAGAGCGGUCGGAAAAAUUGUCGGAAAAAACAGCUUGUGACGUCAAUGUUGGUCAGGUGAAAAAAAGCGGGAAAUUCCAAACAGAAUUUCUCGAGUCGACUUGGCGCAGAAGUGGUUUGUGCGGCCAUAAACCUGGAAAGAUGUAAAACGGACUUUAACGACAUUUACUAAUUUCCUUGAGUUGUACUGGAAAUGUGCGUGCGUAAGUCCGAUUUUUUUCAAGAUGCAUUCACAAAAUGUGUUCAUAUAAGGAAGUUCCUGGAUAUAUAAGGUAAAUACAGACCUGUUUGGAAAUGUUCAAAACGUUUUAUUUCCCCUCACACUGACGGAAUGAUCUGUUUUUACUCUAACAUUGGUUGUUCUAAAUCCAAAGUAACUUUCAAGUGACGAAAAAACAACAACAACAAAAACAAAAAGAAAGCCUUUACCUCGUGUUAAUAUUUCAUUCAGUCUCAGUCAGAACUCUCACAGAACGAGACAAACAAACGCAGGCGAUAAGGGAUGCGCCGAAGCUUGCGCAUAACGUUUUUCCACCCUGAAAGACCAACAUUGACGUCACGUAGUCUCCAGUCUAUCACGCGGCCAUUUCAGAAACGUUUUCGUGAAGUUUUCGGAAAUGCUCGGAUUUUGAUCUUUUAUCUUUCUAUAAAGGCUUCGGAAUAAAAAUCUUUACCCAAAUCUCACUUAGGAUGGUCUUUUUAGUGUUUGGUGAAGGUAAAGCGACAAAAGAAAAUAUGUCAAUUUUUUGGUUCAUUUGACCUUUAAUGUGUCCAAAGAACUUUAGUUUUCGCCCAAUGACGGUGUUCGACAACCAUCCUUCUGGGACUUAAAGCUCAUUUCUAAUGGAAGCAAUUGUCUUUUUCUGAGUUUAGGGCACGCCAAAAUUUUUCUGUAGCAUUUAUACUCGAAGGCUGUAUGUACUUCGCAUCAUACUGUUUGAUUAUCCACGACUCGCAUCCGUACGUGGUUGUUUCAAAUAGUCUUACAACCUAUUUUUAAAACAUGGACGCUUCCUUUCCUAAAACCGAUGGACAACUAGCAUUGGUCCUCACCGUUUUUUCAGCUACAUUUCGAAGCAUGCAAUGCCAGUCCCACUCUGCGGUGUCCAUAGGGAGCUUAAGCAACAACGACGGCGACGGCGACGGCUACGAAAACGUCACUUUAAAAAGUGAAUGGGCGGUGCCUUAAACUUUAUCGCGCUUAUUCCCUCUUGUUUAAUGUUGGCACAUUUCUUUGGAGUUGAAUUCUAAAGGACUUUAUCAAAGUUCAAGAAAAGAAAAAGGAAGUUGUUGUCUUGUGUUUCCGUCCUCGACAAAACGUGAAAUUUGACACUUUCACGUUGUAGUCGUGUGGACCAAGACCAAAUAGAAAGUCUAUUCUUGUAAAUUCGAUUUGGACAACCUAUCUUGUCUGAAAACUGCUCACAAAACUUUACGUAUAAUACAGCCUUACAACUUGUUGAGUAUCCCCAUGGAGAUGGAAUGGAGGUUGUCUUCGCUGGAGGCCGCAGAAAACUUAUGCAUAAGAAUCAGACAGAUCCAGAAUACCCGGAUAAGAAAGGAGAGAGACUGGAUGGCAGAGACCUGAUUCAAGAGUGGGUUGGUAGACACCCUAAUUCAAAGUACGUUUGGAACAAAACCGAGUUUGAUCAAAUUGAUGGGGAGAAAGUCGAUCACGUAAUUGGUACGUAUAAUUAUUCAGUCGGCAAUAUAGUUAUACUGAAAGUUUUAGCUUUUCUUUAAAUCAAAUAAUUGGGUAUAGAAGAAAGUCGCACGAAAUGAUUGUGACCGAUGUUAAGUUUCUGUACACGUCUCUGGGCUGGGGAUUCGCUAGAUCCUAACAGGGCCAGCAAGACAUACUGGUAGCCUCUAGAUAGAACUUUUAUGGCGGAAGAGCCCCUAAGGGGGAUCUAUGGAGUAGAGUGUGUGUGUGUGUGUAUGUAAAUACUUGUAUUCUGGGUAGAAUGUAUUUCGUAGAGCGCUCAAUUCAUUUAAUUGAAGAGCAUUGACUAUUAAAAACUUAUCAGAAGUUCAGGCUUCAGGAGUAAUCAUCGACCUUUUAUUGCGACAGUGCUGUUUCGUAUGGUCCGAAAUUAUAGGACCACACAGACUUCGAUCAUCAGGCAACUUCAACGAUUCCGAUAAUUUCGGGCCAUACGAAACAACACCGUCGCAAUAAACGAUCGAUGUGUGUAUGUAGUGGUUCUCCACCGCUUUUGACGUAGUCGUUUUGCGAGUUUUGCUUUUGAAAAUGGCCCUUAACUUCAAACGAAUUUGUUUUUCUGACUUAUUUAGUUCAGUACACCUCGCAUUAGAAUCUAGACUAGCCAGCGAUCCUUUGAACCCCUUGGCUGGUUUCAAUUCAAUUGUUGAUGAGCACAGCUGUGAUUAAUUAAGGGAAAAUCAACGGAUGACUGGUUUGAAUUAAGUCUUCACCGUGCCUCUAUCAACUUUAAAAGAGAUUUCACAACGGAUUGGGUUAUUUCCCAUCUCACCACCGACUAGAAUCACUCACAUUCAUUCAUUAUACCCUGUAUUGUCUCGCAUUAUAAAUUCAAGGUUUCUAAACUACCUUUAGCUAAAGAAAGAGUUAUUGCCCUUCUCUCCAACUCCUAGGAGGACAAGAGACAUCUUAAAGUGGUGAUAUAAGGAAUAGUUACUAAAAAGGAUUCCUUUCAUGAGUGUAGCCAGCCACCCAUUGUCCUGUUUCGUAUUUUUAAGGACUUUUUGAGUACUCUAACAUGCAAUAUGAAGUGGAGCGAGCUGCUGACAAGGCCGGUGAACCGUCCAUUGAAGAAAUGACCGAGAAAGCCAUUCAAAUACUGCAGAAGAACCCCAAAGGUUUCUUCCUGUUAGUUGACGGUUAGUUAGCAAGUGGGAAAUUCCCUGCGUUAUUUUCGCCCUUGGUCUCAAUGAUCAGAACUUAUCAAACUAAACUUGUCGCUGUUGUUGUUGUGGUUUAAGAAAAGAAUUUCGCGGAAUCCAAGAAAGUCGCUUUUUUCUCAUGACUAUUGAGGAACCACUUCCUGCCUUUUUUUAAGUACAAUGAAACUCCUCCUUAUGAUCACCCCGUUUAUACGAUUACCUCGUUAUUACGACCAAAUUCUUUCGACCCAAGUGUAAAAAUCACUAAUUUUUUUAAUUAUUUUGAAGACCCCGUUAAUGCGAACGCCUCGUUAUUACGACCAGAAUUUAAUGGCCCAAUGGUGGUCUCAUUUCAAAACGAGGUUCGACUGUCGAAGUUGUUACGUAAGUCCUGGGGUGGAAUAGUUCGAGAGCACGGUCUCUACAGAUGUAUGAGUGUGAUCGAGGGGAGAUUUUAAUAGGAAGCUGUUUAUUUUGAACAUGUCUCGUAUUAGCGGAAUUAUUGCAUUUCAAACUAAAAAGUCGAAUCUCGAGGGCGAUUUACGCAAAGAAACUGACAUUAAAUGAGUUACAAAGGGAAAUCGGAAAAUUCCUCACACCCUUUUUUAGGUCUUUUAUCUGUCAACUAGAUGCAAUAAAAAGGAAGUGAAUAUUUAACAACGCGAAAUGACAAAAUGUAAUGACAAAAUUUAUCAUAAAAAACAAAAUAAAUGACAAAAUUGAACUCUUUUUAUGUCAAUUUACCCCUUCAAUGAGAAGACUUUUGGUACAGACGCGCGAGUAAACUGUCCGUCCCGUGUUUCUCAGAUUGAGCAGUCUUAUAUUUUUAUAUUUUCUUGCGCAGACUAGCUCCGUUACUUAUUUAAACGUCUAUUUCCAGUAACAACUUUCUUGGGCAAGGAAUCAAUCUAGAUAUGAAUGCUUCCUGUUUUUUUUGUUCUUGUUUUUUUUUUUGCCAGGGGGUCGUAUUGAUCACGGACAUCACGAUGGCAAGGCUGUAAAAGCUCUCAACGAGGCAGUUGCCAUGAAUAAAGCAGUUACUAAGGCAUUGCAAAUGGUGAACAAAGGUAAAAUCAUCCCUUUAAUUGCCAUUUACCUCUUUUUCAAAGGUAAAAUCCCCCACUAUAUCGCGCUAUUGAUUGAAAGCAUCUGCAUUUUGAUUUUCAACACAAGCGAUGGCUGUGACAAAUCUUCACAUGUUAACCAGUCAUAUAAACAGGUUUCAUGGAAAUUUUCCCGGUUUUCUCUCACUCACCUAGACUCUCAAUAGCGGUCCAUUUACUGUACCAAUCGGUAGCCAACCAGUACUUCCUGGCCUUUAUUUCCAAGUCAAUAUCGGGGCUUCUUGCUGUAGUAACACAAAAACGGGAUUUCUUACAUUAAACUGCUAUAUUAAAGACUUUUAUUAAAAACUGAAUCAUUGGAUAAUGCAAUUCUAGAGCUCUGACUGGCUUAGCCAUCAUGGUAUAUGGGCCAUUAUACCAUGCUCUCCAAAUAUGGUAACAGUACUUGCGUCUGUUCAAAAUUAAAAACAAGCUGAAAAAUCAGUUGUUUUUACAAAUAAAUACUUGACGAAUUCUCGAUAUUUUGUGGGCGUUUUUAGUAAUUAAGACAAUUAUUCCACUCGCGCUUGUUGGAUAUGAGAUUAUUAUAGCGAACUCAUAUCCAACGUGCACUGGUGGAAUAAUUGUUAAAUAAUCUAAUUCAUUAUAAAGCAAGCUAUAUGGUAUAUUGUUUUCCCGUGGGUUGUUCUCUUAUCACGCACGGUUCUAGAAGACUCUGGUUUUAAAUUCAGUCCUUACAACUGUAGUCUAACAUUCUCUCAUGUAUCUGUCCCUUUUGUUUCGCGGAAGUAGGGACUUUUGACUUUUUAAUUAAAUGUUUGAAAUCCGGUACACAUUUUUCAUAGUCUUUUUAAACUAGACUACGAGUAUUUCCCCAUUUUUCCUCAGGGAUAGUAGAGCGAGCGAAACGCAAGCUCGCGUGAAAAUUUCCCCGCCGCGUGUCGCCUUUUCUCGCGUGGGGUGAUUUUCACGCGUGCUUGUGUCUCGCUCGCUCUACUAUCCCUGAGGAAAAAUGGGGGACUACUCGUAGUCUAUUUUACGCAGCACUGUUGAAAGGCAGAGUUGCUAACCAUGUAAACCUUAACUUGAAUUUCAGACGAAACCCUUGUAACCGUAACUGCUGACCACUCUCACGUCUUUACCAUCGGCGGAUACCCAAAACGUGGGAACCGUGUGUUUGGUAUAAUAAAACAAGUAGACGAUAGCUUAGCUUUGGACACAAAGAACAGAACAUACACUACCCUUGGUCAUGCUAACGGGCCAGGUGGGCUGAAAGGAUCCCGUCCAGACCUGCGCAAUGUGGACACUGCUGACAAAGACUUUCUUCAGCAGGCUACAGUUCUUGUCAACUAUGAAAGUCAUGGAUCAGAAGAUGUUGGUAAGAAGUUGGGCUGAGAUUAUGCAGGAGACCAUCACCUUAGAGCUUCCCUUGGCUACCAAUAAGUGUCAUAAUACGUAAUACUUGUUUACUGUUACGCAGAUUAUGUUUAGAUUUGAUUUUCGUAAUUUUUUCCCUCUCCAAUUGGAGUAUCUUCCUUCGCAAAGUUAUGAUGACUCUAAGCUCGGAUAUGAAUGAUGAUAAAUGAAUUGAACAGCGUUCGCUUUUCGUUUUGCAGUAUUUUUUCCUUUUCUUUCCAAAGCAUAUGCAAAAGAAUACUUCCUGCGGCUCAAUCCUCAAUCCUCAAUAUUUUGCAGUGAACUAAGAGGCUUUUUUGUCGUGACAUGUGCUUUCUUCCACCCCUCCGAAAUGACAUUCCGCUGUUUUCCUAUUUGCAGGCGUGUUCGCGGACGGUCCUGGGGCCUACCUAUUCCAUGGUGUAGUGGAACAGCAGUACGUAUUUCACGUGAUGGAUUACGCCUUGUGUCUCAGUGAGAGCAAGCAGAAAUCAUGUGAGAAGCACGUGAAUAGAGAAGGGAAGCCUAAGAGCAAAAGUGGAGCGUUGCCUUUGUCUGUCCCUUCGCUCUAUUCUUUGCUAUUGUUUGCGCUGCUGUUUCUGUAGCUCCGGACUCAAAUAAUCUCGGAAAACAACUUUGAUAAGAUUACAUCUAGUCUGCAGUGAUUCAGAUUAAUAAGAAAACAAAAUUAAUGAUCGAAUCACAUCUAUCUUUAUCACAUCAAUGAAGACGGGUCUAAACGAUAGAAACAUGUAUCUCUUCAGUUUCAGUUUCAGUUUCUAUUUCUUUCUUUUUUUUUCUGUAUUUCCUUUAUUCUUUGUUUGAAGAUUUUGGCUGGUGAUAACAACAUUUUAUUUUUUAACUUGAGCUUGAGGAGAAUAAAAUCUACACUAGCGUCUUUCAUGGCACGGAAUAAGCAAAGAUCACGUUUCUCCUUAAACCUUGUUAUCCUUUCGCUUUCACACGCUACGAUUUAAACCAAGUAAUCCCUUCCAUGUACAAGCGUCAUAAGGAGAAAGACAGAGAAGGAAACGCCCAGUCUAGCCCUUAGGAUAUGUGAAUUUUACCACUGAAAGAUCUUUUAAGACCGUUUGAAUUACUGAAUCAGAAGUUGGCUUCCGGAGGAGUCAGCAAACUUUGAUUCAGCGUUGUCAAGAGAGGAGCAGAAAAAAAGGGAGGGUUGGACCAAAUAACGAUUAAAAUUAUGUUCAGUUAAACCAGUAAUAAUUUGAAAUUAGGCCAGUUACUGUAGUGCAUUCGACAGGGAGGGGUGAUAAGGCAAGGGGGAUCGAGUGAGAGGUGGAGGUACUGAAUGGGGUGCAAGGAGUGGCAAAUAUGAUAUUAUGUUUUCAUCUUCUCUUCAUAUUUUUUGUCCGUUUUUUAUUGACAAACUACAAUCAAAACUCCUUGCAUGCAGAAAAUGAAUGACAUUACUGGUGAAGAUGGUGAUGAAACUUGACGUGUUUGCAAGAUUGAUCAAUUAAAAUAAAAAAACGGAAACGGGACUUUUCGUAAUCGUUCCUCAAGGUGGCUAAACUAUAAAACAUCUGGGGAAAAGAUUUUGCUCAUGAGAUCAAACUUUUGAAAAAAGCUGACGUCACGAUAAUUAUGUAAUUUCAGCGUUUUAUUUUCAAAUUUAUGUAGAUUAGCGAGGACCAUGGGACAAAAUAACACGAAGCUUACAGCAGGAACUUGCUUUAAGUACUAGAAAAAGCUUCCUGUAAGAUCGAAGAGAUCCUAAUUAUAAAAAAAACUUUAAUUAUAAGAAACAACAACGAGACUGAAAACACCGUCCCUCAUAGUAAAAGGAAUUUGUAUUUGAGUCUGCUUUCGCAAAGAGGAUCACGAAGAGAUGGCGAUAGAAAUGGAAACAAGGAAAUGAAUUUUAAUGAAGUUGAAGCCUCUGCCCUGAACAGUUUGUCCAAAACGUUUCACAUUCGGUCUUAUUAUAGAAUUACAAAGUUAUUUUCUCGUAAUAAACCCUUCCUUUCAGCAUCAGUUUAAGCGUACGCGGCUGCGUAAGCCACAAAUAAGGAAAGCUGGAUCAAUCACGACGAAAGCGUCUUUAACAUUUUGAUAUUGCUUGAAAAGGUCAGUUGUUACUGUGGUAACUCGAGUUGAAAAUAAAAAUGUCUCAACGAGAAUAGUAGUACAGUAUGUUAUGUGUCACAAGCUUCAAAAAAUGAUACUUAUAAGCCUCCCUACUUUCGAGUUUACAAAAACUUGACACUGAAUAAGAAAACGAUCGACACAAGCAAAUUCACUUAUGAACUUUUCUAUUGCGUUGCAUGACGCAGCAGUUCGUCACGUUUAUUUGUGCAGUCGCAAAGCAAAUUAACUGAAAUAAUCGUUAAACAUAACUCUUCUCCACUUCGUGCGGCUAUUGGCUUCAUUCGACAAGAAUGAUAAUGAAUAAUUUGGCAAGCAAACACAAUCAGGUCUUGGGUCAGGUCACCAAAUAGGGGCUUUUCUAUAGUAUAUCUGUUCGGAGAAGCAAAAAUUGCUAUAAUUUUCUAUAGCUUGAGGAAGGCUAAACAUUUCAGUUUUUCGCAUUUCAGAAUGCCAUUUUUCGCAGAAAAAGGAAACCUAAAAUUUCGAAUUGUAAAUUCGACAAUACUCAAGUUCCCCUAGGAUGACCGAACAGAUACAAAUUUUAUAGCGCCGCUUAGAAUGCAGAUCUAAAAGUACUCUGGAUAGCCUAAAAAGUGUUUUCAAUGCAUUUAGGACGAAACUGUUGUUGGGUGCCUCUGACUAAGUGAAACAGUCGCCUUUCAUGAACGUAACAAAUCGUUUGACGCUCUUCAUACUACAAAUAAUGUCCUUUUUGCACCCAAUUAGAACAUGUUUUUCUGUCACGUGUCUAACCUUAGAUAAACAUGCUUCAAACAAAAUAUGUAAACUAAUCUAUUUUCAAAAUCUUGCCAUCUCUCUUCCAAGUCAUGCCAUCGGCCGGAGAAGCGAAACCGUGAACUGAAAAAUGGCGGUCGCAGGUCAUCUUCUCUGGAUUUGCUCCAUAUUUACCUUACUUUGUGCGUCAAAAGGUAAGAAAAAUAUGGUUCAAAUAUCUGUGUAGAAGAUUUGGAGUGGAUUUAUUUGUUUCCCUCUCUGAAUAUUAAUGUUUUGUUGUAAGAAUCAAAACAAUUAAAAAUUCUAAUGGGCAGAUGUGACGGCUAUUCGAGUUUUUUUUUACCAUAGACUUUGACGUUAGCGUAGACUGCAAAUGAAUCCACCCCUUGUAUAAUACUAACGUUACUUACUCAGAGUCUAACUAGUAGGUACCUGGACUAUGCUAUUACGUAACUACUGGAGGUAACAGUUCUCUUUUUGUAGCCAUGCAAACUGUUACAUGAUAGUGUAAAUAAAAUAAAUAAAUACAUGAGCGUGCAUUAAAACACGCAGCUUGCAGUACGAGGUUGGAGAAGACGAGACAUUCCUGAGGAAGGGUCAGUAAAUCUCUCGCUACCUCCCGUGGCUCGUUAGAGGAAUUGGGGACUUUUUCAGUCUCCGUAAACCACCAGUCUGAGCCCAUCUUGUAUUUGCUCUUAAUUAUGAAUUGAUUUUCAUCUCUAGCUUGAAAGUUUUUUAUUUUCGAUUGUUCAUGUAGCCGUCCCUCGAAAGAUGAUUACCACUGUCGUGUAAUUUUUACUGUGCGUGCGCACGUAAAUUUUACGCGCGUUAAUGUCGUAAACUAAAAUACAGGCAAUGUAUAGAAGGUCGCGCGUACACGUAAAAAAAUUGAACCUCGCUCUACUGGCCCAGCUACGCGACCGACAGUGAAAAUCUAUCCUAUUUUCUUCCGACGAAAUGCUGCAGCUGAAAGCAGCCCGCGAGUCGCAAUGUUUCUCACUCACUUUAGGGAACAUGUAAAACGGCAAAAGCAUAACAGUUCUUCCUCUAAACUUACGUGAGGAAAUAACAUUUAUCCGCGGCUUGAAUUUCCAUAAAGGUCAAUAUUAGGGCACUUCAGGAAUAAUGAUGAAACACAAUGUAUGCUAUAUUUCAACGUCAUACUCUGAAAACCCUAAUUAAAAUAGAUCUUUUGGGGACAAAACCGUGUUCUACGCCUUUUUCGAUUCCAAACUGCCAACCCUAUCAAAGCGUUGUUAACCACAUAAACAACGCCAAGAAAUGACAGAGCACGUUCAUCCAUCAAAACCCCCCGGGGGGGGGGUCACUUCCUUAUGGGGAUGUGCCGCUGGAAUAGGGUCGCACAUUUUGGGAUUUUUGGGGUAAGAAAGUUCCUCAUAUUUACGGUUGGCAAACAUAUCAGAAUAUUUGUUCUACAGGUGAAAAGUAAAGUGUUCUUCAUUCAAUUUAUUUUAAAAAUGGGAUAAUUCAUUUAGGGAUGACCUAUAAGGUACAUACAUAAAUAGAAAGUGACUAUGUUGGGAUUGCGAAAAUUACAUAUUUGCCCAAAAGUGUCGACUAAAAUGGAGUCUACCAUUGACCACAGAAUAGACUAUAAUGGGGUAGGGGCUAUGAGAGGCCAGCGGCACAUACCCAGCAAAAAUUAACCCAAGCUAAGUAAUCCCUCCGGACCAUAUAACCCAUUUCAGCAUAGAAAGAUUUCUCGUUUGAGAGAAAAAAAAAACUAUGACUCUUGUAACGAAUUUUUAAACCCAAGGCUAUGUAAAUAGAGUUUUAAUCACAAAUAGACUUAUUUAGAGAUCCGCUUGAUUUAAACCCGAUUUUCAGUUACGGAUAUCCAAAAGUUUUAAGUACAGUAUCAUAGUGAAAUGACAUCAUUUAAAUAUCACUUACUUUGUGCUAUUUGUCACCUAUCACGAUGACGCGACGAUAUAAACAUUGGAGAGCCAUCAGUCGACUAACGACAGCCAAUCCGAAGGCAAUGUUUACAUGUGGUUUUAUCAGACUUUAGUAACUGCAAAGUCUUCCCUUCAUUUCAAUGCGGCUUAAGUUGCUCUGGGGGUGGAGGAAGGGGAGGUGUUAAACCGAUAGCAAUCAAAGGCUCCUAGGAGCGAGCUCAUGGAUGAAUUGAAUUAGUGUAGAAAAGACAGUUCAAUAAUCAAAGAAAAACAUAUAAAUCUUUUUGAACGGUUCAUUGUGCAUGUACGGACUUGCCAAAAUACAGCGUGACUCGAAGUAUCCGAUUGCAUGUGCACCUGAAUAUUCUAGAAACUUGUUAUCAGCGCAGCAUUUCUACUUACAAAGCAAAGAUCACCUUUAAAAGCAAUUAUUAACGCUUUUUAGUUGUAAAAUAAUUUGCUUUCGAAAGUGCACUUUCCUGUAAAAUAGCCAAGUUUUACAUAAGCACGAGUUUAAUUUAAACGGUGGUUUUAAACAAUAUUUUAAUGGGGGUGAGGACAAAACAUGGACCAGGGGUCCAUGGACCCCCUCUUUGGACCGGGUCCAUGGACCCCCCCGUCAUGGACCAGGUCCAUGGACAGUUUUUAUAAUUUUAUAAGAAGGUUUUGCACCAGGUCCAUGGACACUCAAAAACAGAAAUAGUGCCAAAAAAGAUUUGACCAGACGCUGUCGACCAAUGCUCACGAUUGAUCACAAAUAUUUAGUUGUGCUUACAUGACAUACACUCUGCUUGCACAUGUGCAGUCGCAAGACUGUUGAAUUAAGCUAAUUCAAAAGUUAUCACCAAGAGAGGAAUUACGCGCUCCAGUACAAAGACUCGCAUCACCCUUAGAAAAACAAGCUGGGCGUUAAGAAUUCAUUGCUUUUAGAGCAAUCAUGACUGAGUCACAUCGCAAUUCUCCAUAGGUUAUGUAGCUUCAGUUUAAGCUACAAUUCAUGCCACUUCUUCUUCUUCGAGAUCUUGAUCUGUAAAUCACUAUCCGUGAGAAUUUAUAAUCGUCCUGCUAAAAGCGCUAAGGAGCUGGGCCCAGCCUGACAAAACAUUGCAGGAAAAGUGACAUUCGUGGACAAAGUGAGAAAGUGGCUUAGAAUUAUUCAGAUCCAGGAUGCACAUUGGAGAAAUUAAACAACCUAAAACCCUUUUAAUCAGCCGCAAUGAGCAGCUUUAAGUUUUAAAAGAGGUAGAAAAUCAAUAUGUGUGUCACGACCUCUCAGUAUGAAAUAAGCGGCAAAAGUCACAUUUGCUCAGUCAAAAGGUUUUCCUCCGAAGCAUAAUCUAUCCAUCAGAGAAAACAAUUCAUUGGAACAAGCAGCAUUUUGGCAUGAGGUACCAAUCCCCCCUUUUUUUUACACUAUGUAAGCACAAUUAAACAUUACUGUUCAAUCGAGCAUUGUUUUUGUUGUUGUUGUUGUUUUUUAACCUUAUUUUUGCACUAUUUCUGUUUUUGUUCAUUUCUCGUUAUUAAAAAAAAAAAACUAUCCAUGGACCCUGUCCAUGACAGGGGGUCCAUGGACCCAGUCCAUGAAAGUGGCCCAUGAACCCGGUCCAAAGUGGGGGUCCAUGGGCCCCUGGUCCAUGUUUUGUCCUCACCCUUUUAAUGGACCUCGAAGGUUUCCUAAAAGUGCGAUGCUUUUAAAUAAAUGUUUCCAUAUGCUGUUCACAAAGAGUACGUAACGGUUAGUAUGUGUAGUGCGAGCUAUAUUAAAUACAGAAUACAGGCGUUUAUGGCUAAAUUGAACUGCUAUAGAAAACGCUUUUGAUAAACACGAGCUAAAAAUUAUUUAAGCUCAAAGCAGUACGUGCUCUGACCUAGCCAAGUAAUUUAAACGCAGUCGAAGUAUCCGAUUGCCUUUCUCCACCUGAAUGUUCUAGACACUUGUUUAUACCAGCGCAGCAUUUUUUGUAGAAAUUACAUUAAUAGCCCUGCUAAAUGGAAUCACCGACAAACAAAAGCUUACUUUAAGGCAAAGAUCACCUAAGAAUUCAAGCAAAAUAGCGUAACGCUUGUUGGUUCUAAAACCUGUGCUUCUAGUUCACACAACAUUAAUUCAUUCCCUGUUUGCAUACGUAGACAAAUGGUCGAACGGAUUCGUCCAAUUAACUGAAUAAACUACAAUAGAUACUCCUCAAUGUCGCUUUAACAAUUCGAGGACCGUUUUUUUGUAGUGAUUAUAAGACUCUUUCGUUUAUUCGCUUUUCGCUGAACGAAAUCCCAUCGUCAGGCUGCAAUAGCUCUUUCACACUCCCGUUGAUCGCAUCUUCUCCAUAUCAAGUAUAAUAUCGGGAACAAAUGUGCACAAUUCGUCCAAAUAUGCAACAAUGAACCACGCUCAAUUAUUUCAACGUCCUUUUAACAAUUCUAAGUCCACUUCUUGCGGAUGAUAUUAUCAGUGUUCUUUAGAAUCUUUCCAUUUAUACAAAACCCAUCUCUAUAAUAGAUGUGUCGGGAAAAAAAUUCGCCUUAGUAGUGCCCUCUAGAAUAUUCCAAACAUAUGCGUAAAAGGCACUUGGAACAAAAGUAAUACUAAGUAAGGGAGGUAAGAGUAAAGUGUCUAAUCUGACUUUAAUGAAUAAAUUAAUUAGAAUCGAGUGAGUGAGUGAGUGAGUUGCAAGCACAAGGAUAGGAGAAGUAAGCAAAAUUCUCCUUUUCUUGCGUUCUCGCUUGUCCUUGCCAAGUGUAAGCGGGACGCAGCAUAAACACAGGGCGAUUCAUUAAGCCUAGCUCCAGCCUAGCCUAGCUCGUGUAAGAGCGCCAAUUCCCCAUCUUGACACAAGACGGAGAAAACAAAAUGAAACUUCGUUAACAUCGUUUUUUCUGUCAAUCAGUGAAUCUAAUAAAUUUACAUAUGUUUUGCUGUUUAUGCGCUGGCCUGGGGAACUGACACUCUAAAAGAUAGCGAGCGUGUCCGGGUGGGAGUGUAACCAUAUCCAUGAACGAAAUCUCUUUCGCAGUACUUUUCAGUUAAUGCGGGGCAGUAUUUUGACAAAUAGAAUUAUUAUUUAUAGCAUGAAAUUUGGAUUUUUUUAUUUGCUUUACAUUUCACUUGGAAGUUAUAAGCUAAAAGAACUCAAGGCAAGUGAUCACAUGACAACUUAUCGGUGUCCGUGACGUUUCAUCUUUCCAGGUGUCAAUGGUGACAUCUUUCGGAAUCAAGACAACAAUGCAUGGUACAAAGCUGGCGUGAAGCUUGUUGAGGACAACCUUAAGUUAAAACCAAACACCAACACCGCUAAGAGUGCUAUUUUGUUUCUCGGUGAUGGAAUGGGUAUCACUACCAUCACCGCGACACGAAUCCUCGACGGACAGCAGAAGGAAAACACGGGAGAGGAGAAUGUUCUGAGCUGGGAAGUGUUUCCGUGGUCAGCCCUCGCUAAAACGUACACAGUUGAUCAACAGGGAACAGAUUCUGCGAGCUCCGCGACAGCAUUUCUGAGCGGAAUAAAAACCAAUAACGGUAAGUUUAAACCUUAUCCGUACUUACCAAACUCAUAUUGGCGCCCAAAUAUUAGCCGGCCCCUUAAUUAAACCCUGGAAAUUGUCGGUUUUGCUGAAACUGUUACUUGUCCCAAGACUGUUGUAAUGCCUUUGCAUUACAUCAUUUGAUAAACGCACGAUGAAGUCAACAUCAAGAAACAACCCAAACUCGUUCGUUCAUAACCCGAGGGAGUAAUUUCCUUGUGUCCAUGCUAGGGCGUUUUCACAGACCAUCUUAUUUUUUUUAUUUUAUUUUAUUUUUUCUGGCUUUAUUAUCAUUAUUAUCGGUUUUGAUACUUGUGAGUGUAAAAAUCCCUUGACUGAAACAGCUGAAAGAGCUAAAGCCUCGAGGGCUUUGGUCAUAAACUGAUUUCGUUAUGAGCUAGCCCUACCACAGGUUCAAUAUGAAUUCGUCCCCCCCCCCCCGGGAGGGGGUACUUCCUUAUAAGAGGCGGCGAUGUGAGGCUGGAUGGGGUCGCAUUUUUACAACUGGAUUGACUAUAAUGGGGUACUAUUUUCAAUAGAGUUACUAGAAUGUGGUCGCACAUUUCAGAUUUGUUGGAGUAAGACAGUUCUUCAUAUUUACGGUUAGCAAACGUACCAGAAUGUUUGUACUGCAGAUGAAAAUCCGCGUUAUAGGGAUCAAAACGUAGGUAGAAUACAGGGUGAGUUUAGUUUUAGACAAACAAUUGACAAACAGAAGUAUUUUAAGACCAAACAGGUAAGGAAGUACAAACUAUCAAAACCUCGGUCUGGCCAGUACCUUGUACAUGCGAACAGCCAUGUCAUCCUAGCAGUGACAGCCAUAAACAGCUGUUUCGUCGUCAUUUUAUUUUGUCAGGCUCCUUUUCAACCGAAGGCCAUGCAAAAGCAAUCCUUUUACGCAUUCUUAAGGUGCGUACUAGCCAUGCGUGUUGACUCAGUAUCGAAAAUUUUGCGCGUAGUGAUGUUGCAAGAGUAAAUAGAGAGAUUUGACGGCAAACGUGAAUUUUUUACCACGUGAUCAAGUCUUUCCUUAAGUUUGUUUUACUGUCAACUACUUCUACCUCAAAAUCAGUGGCUUCACGGUAGUUUUGUCCAUAACAAUUGUUUUGGACUGUUUUUAACUGCUCAAUUUCUAUUUGAAGAAAUUCUCAACUUGAAUCUGGAGUUUGCGGUUUGCCGUAAACGUCACCCUAAAUCUCUCAUUAGUGAGAUGCUUUUGAGCGACACACGUCAACUGGAAGAGGAGCCUUUUCCCUUUUAACAUGCCUUGACACCACUAUUUGUAAUUGCUAAGUAUCUUUAUUCCUAUAGAGACGAUUUGCCCGAAAAUUUGAGCGAGACCGCUUCCCAAGAAUACAAAAGGCUCCAGUUCACUAUUGUGGUACGUAGCCAUAACAAGUGAGACAUGUGACCAAUACUGUGUGCAGUAUUUUGCACCAAACAAUCUAGAUUUUAGUCUCAUAAAUUUCUGUACGUUUUUUGUCAGACUUCUAAAUUGCUCACGACCGCUACGUUCUUAAUUGUUGUCCAUAUAGCUGGUUCUGGAAAUUAUGAAUAUAUGAAAAUCAUGUAUGUGAACUGCGGAGUGAAGAAUUAUUUGAAGGAAGAUCAUCGCAGUUAUCUACGCAAAUAUGCAGUUGCGAAAAGAAAGCCUGAAAAAAGUUGCGUAGAUAACUGCGAUGAUCUUCCUUCAAAUAAUAGCUGGUUCUCUUCCUAUUUUUCAAAAAAUUUCCCUAGGCGUCAUGGGAGUAGAUUCCAGCAUUACGCGAUUUUACUGUUCUUCAUUAACCAAAAAGAGAAAAGCUGUCUCCAUUCUCACGCUUGCUGAGAAGGCUGGAAUGUCAACGGGAAUUGUCACCACCACACGAGUUACACACGCGACUCCCGGAUGUGCGUAUGCUCACACAGCAGAUCGCAACUGGGAGAGUGACGCCGAUAUAAAGAAAAGAGCAAAGGAUGAUGGGUCCAAGUGCAAGGACAUAGGUAUUGUUUAAUUAAGUCGAUUUCUCUAUAAAUGGGGGCGUCCUCUUGUUAUUUAGUUGCCUACCACGUUGAAGUGAAGCAGAGUACUUUUAAACUUCACGGCGAGGGGGUUUAACUCAAUAGAUUUCCAUGCCCCACUCCGUCCCUCCAGAUGAGUGAUCGACUCUUACCCCUCCUCCCCCCAAUGCCAGGUACUUGUAUUAGAGUUGUAAUUAGGUACUUGUAAUGUUGUAUUAGGUACUUGUAUUCGGUUAAUGUUGAUUGGCCUCAAGUCAUUUGGACUAUAGAAGUGUAAUAUGUUAAUUUCAGUUUGGUUUCAAUUUGCGACUUAAGAUUGCCUUUUCAUCUUCAUUUACUUUUUUAAUAACGACUUUAUCCUAUUUUUGUUUCGAAUUUACAGCCUUACAAUUUGUUGAGUAUCCGUAUGGAGAUGGCAUCGAGGUUGUAUUCGCUGGAGGCCGCAGGGAACUCAUGACGCAGAAUCAGACAGAUCCUGAAUACCCGGAUAAAAAAGGAAGGAGACUGGACGGAAGAGAUCUGAUUAAAGAAUGGGUCGAUAAAUACCAGAAUUCGAAAUACGUCUGGAACAAAACUGAGUUUGAGAAGAUUGAUGCGGAGAAAGUUGAUCGUGUGUUGGGUAUGAGACUUGUUAUCAGAUAGACAAAAACGAAGGAAAGAAACAAUGAAGAUGCAUAUAUAAUUUUCUAUAAUUAACUCUAGUAUACAGCUCAAUUAAAAAAGGUUGCUUUGGUAAUUGCUGAUUUGUAAUUGGACAUUGGAAAUUUGGGCAUCUGAAACAAUGCAGUGAUUUACUUGAGUGUAAAAAAAUUGCUUCCCAAUCCCCAAUUCCCAAUUCCCAAUGCCCAUAGGCAACCUUUAUUGAAUCAGCUGUGUAAACAAUGGUUAUUUUAACUAUGAAACAUUACCAACCAGUCGUAUAUAUUUACGAUCCUGAAUUUCCUCUCCAACGCCUCCUAACGAAAGAGUUAUCUUCGCUGUAUCCAUCUCCUACUCUCUAGAGAUAAGGGCGAGUGAUAAUGAGCGAUAAGGAAGACUCUUCCCCAGGGGGCAGUCUGUUUUUUUUUUGUUUGUUUGUUUGUUUUUUUUUUAAGAGAAUGUAACGUUGUUGGGAAAGAAAUAAAUAAAGGAAGAAAAGGUAUAAACAUAAACCAGUUAGUUCGCUAAUGGGCUCAGAGGCCCCUUGUUGUGGUGGUGGACUAUCUGGUCGAUUUGUCUACUAAUCAUUCACUUCAUAUUUUCAAUUUUAACAACCCCCAAAUCCAAUAUUUUCCAAAUUUCCAAUAUUUUUCCAAUAGUCUCCUCCCUCCCUAAUUUUUAUACAUUGAAAUCAUUCAAAAAUCAUCCAAAAAUUGCCCAAAGAUUAUUGAACCAAGGACUGCAAAAUUGCAAGUAUUUUUUCAAUCGAAGGAAAACUGAAAAAGGACGAACAUAUACGAAAAACAAUGCUCUUAAACAGAGUUGCCCCCUUAACUAACUUGUUCAGUGUUUCCAAGGCCUUUUUGAACCAUCCAACAUGAGGUACGAAGUGGAGAGAGCUGAUGAUAAGGCCGGUGAACCAUCCAUUGCAGAAAUGACGGAGAAAGCCAUUGAAAUACUGAAGAAGAACCCUAAAGGCUUCUUCCUAUUAGUUGAAGGUUGGUUAAAAAGUUAAUAUCAGUGUGCAUUAUUUUUGCAUUCAUUUUUUAAAAAUCUUUUGUUUAUAGGUCAGAAACUUUCAUUGUCAUCUAUCAUUGUAGCAGCAGUCAAUGAAACCUUUUACAAGCCUGUAUUGCUAAUAUGAGAACUUUAACAACUCGACCAAUGUAAAUGUAUAUUUCAGAGGGGAUUUCACAUUGCUUGCAGCAUAUUUGAUCUUACUUGUUUGUGAAAUGAUAUUAUUUUGUUUCCCGCAAAUACUCUUUCUUUUAAAAGGAAUGUUUCUUGUGUCCUGUUUUCAGCGGGACGUAUUGAUCACGGACAUCACGAUGGCAAGGCUGUUAAAGCCCUUAAUGACGCGGUUGCUAUGAAUAAAGCGGUUUCUAAGGCCUUGGAAAUGGUGAAGAAAGGUAAAUAAUUGACGUAUCUUAUUAUGUCAAGUGUUCCUCAUCUAAAGCGCCGGUACUUCUGCUAUAUAUUGUAAUCUACAGUCAGUAACAAAAGUAGUUGACGCACUUGUCUAAAACUAGCCUGUGCAAAGAGAGGGGGGACGUCUGUACACAGGCUAGUCUAAAACGCGCGCUUUUAUUAGCAAUUUCAUUCGCUUACCAUUUACUUCUGUUUAAACGCCGUAAAUGCCCCCGCUCCCGAAUUAAUGUUUUUUGUAGUUCAAGAUUGUCUUAAGCCGGAUUAAAAUGCAACAUUGAUUUUGGGGGGCGGAGGGAGGGAUACUCAAGGGAAAGGUAGAAAACUGGUAUCCUGGGCUUUGGAAUCCGGAAAACAGCUGAAGGAAUCCGGAAUCCUACUAAAGAUUGGAAUCCAGAAUCUAAGUUCCACUGACAAAGAAAUCGGAAUCCAGUACCGCCGGUAAUCAGGAUUUCAUUGUUUUAAAUGCGGUCUAUCAACUCUCUUUGGUUUCGAAAGUAGAAAGGUUUUUACAACUCUUUUCGUUGUGUGAUUGAAAUCAAGUACCAUAUUUCUACGAGUUCUCUCAGUUCUAUCAAUAUAUCUAUUUGCUAAUCAUAUCAACCGUUACUUAAAUCUUUAGACGAAACUCUGAUAACAGUUACAGCUGAUCACUCUCACGUCUUUACCAUCGGUGGAUACCCCAAACGUGGGAACCCUGUGUUUGGUAUACUAAAAGAGGUAGACAAUACUUUAACUGUGGACACAGAGAACAGAACAUACACCACCCUUGGGUAUGCAGACGGACCAGGUGGACUGAGCGGACCUCGUCAAGACCUGCGCAAUGUAAACACCGCUGACAAGGACUUUCUUCAGCAGGCUACAGUUCUCCUUGCGGAAAGCGAGAGUCAUGGAUCGGAGGAUGUUGGUGAGAUAUGAACCAAACAUUUGCUCCUAAAAUCUCUCUAGACUUCGUGCAGUGCUUUUUUUUCUACACACANCACUGACAAAGAAAUCGGAAUCCAGUACCGCCGGUAAUCAGGAUUUCAUUGUUUUAAAUGCGGUCUAUCAACUCUCUUUGGUUUCGAAAGUAGAAAGGUUUUUACAACUCUUUUCGUUGUGUGAUUGAAAUCAAGUACCAUAUUUCUACGAGUUCUCUCAGUUCUAUCAAUAUAUCUAUUUGCUAAUCAUAUCAACCGUUACUUAAAUCUUUAGACGAAACUCUGAUAACAGUUACAGCUGAUCACUCUCACGUCUUUACCAUCGGUGGAUACCCCAAACGUGGGAACCCUGUGUUUGGUAUACUAAAAGAGGUAGACAAUACUUUAACUGUGGACACAGAGAACAGAACAUACACCACCCUUGGGUAUGCAGACGGACCAGGUGGACUGAGCGGACCUCGUCAAGACCUGCGCAAUGUAAACACCGCUGACAAGGACUUUCUUCAGCAGGCUACAGUUCUCCUUGCGGAAAGCGAGAGUCAUGGAUCGGAGGAUGUUGGUGAGAUAUGAACCAAACAUUUGCUCCUAAAAUCUCUCUAGACUUCGUGCAGUGCUUUUUUUUCUACACACAUGUGAACCCCUCGUGAUAGUUCAUUCUAGUCUCGCGCAAAAAAAACUGUAAGGAUAUAUUGAUAAUUUUUCUAAGAAGAAUAUCUCGGCCAAAUUUUUACUCUUUUUAAAGGCAACUAAAGAACAGCGCUCGUUUUCUUUUUCUACUUCAGGUCCUUUUCACAGGAUAAGGCUUCCUGGAGGUUUUUUUCUUUCUAUCAGGCGGAUUCAAACAUCAACUCCACCCGCCCGCAAACAACCAGACUGAUCAAUAAACGAUUACCUAUUAAUCUUUAAAUCAACCUAAAAUAUGUUUUCGGCGGUGUCCUGUACUCAUAUCGGACUAUUAUUUUGCAGGCGUGUUCGCGGACGGACCUGGGGCCUACCUAUUUCAUGGUGUAGUGGAACAACAGUACGUAUUUCACGUGAUGGAUUACGCCUUAUGUCUCAGCGAGAGCAAGCAGAAAUCCUGUGAAAAACACGUAACCAGGGGAGGGAAGCCUAAAGCCAAGAGUGGAGCGUUGCCUUUUUCAGUUCCCUCGUUCUUUUCUUUACUACUGAUUGCAAUACUGUUUGUUUAGCUCGUGAAGCAGAAUUUUUUGACCAACAGCCAUUGAUUAACAUUGCGUUAAAAGAAUUGAGGCCAGUAAAAUAACAUAGACGAUAACCGCACAAUUAAUUUCUAGCAAUAUA
Messenger RNA from Porites evermanni, 22057 nucleotides. NCBI's taxonomy places the organism in Eukaryota, Metazoa, Cnidaria, Anthozoa, Scleractinia, Poritidae. The record is from the annotation of a GenBank genome assembly.